UACUGGAGUGAGAGUGAGCAUGAGGAGGACACCACCUCCAGCCCCAAACAGGACAGCCCCCCCCCUCCCUACGACACCUACCCCCGGCCCCCAUCGAUGAGCGCCUACGUGGAGGGCCGGACCCGGCUGUCCUCCACAGAGACGUCCCGCUCCCGCUCCUCCCAGGAGGACUUCCUGUGCGGCGAGCCCCCGGCGGCGGCGGAGCCGCAGUACCACCCCGGGCCUCUGGGGGGCAGCACCCUCAGCGGCAGGAAGCCAGGGGGCAGCAGCAGCAGCGACAUGCAGUUCAGAUGUGACCCCGUGGAGUACCGGUCCAGUCCUGCGGGGGGCAGCAGUGAGACGGGGUCCCCGGGCCGCUCCUCCUCCUCCCAGAGACGCUCGUGGCAGGACCUGAUCGAGACGCCGCUGACCGAGGCCGGCCUGCACUUCCUGCAGACCGGACCGCUCGAGGACGCUGUUUUUGCGGAGCCGGGCCUGGGCGGCGGGCCCAUGGCGGCGGGGGCCGUCUACACGCUCCCCCCGCAGCGCAGCGCCCCGUUGCCCCCGGCGAUGCAGAGGCUGGUUCCCACGGCGACGGCGGGGGGGAAACCCCGCAGCUUCACGCUGCCGCGGGACAGCAACCUGCACACCCUGCUGCUGCCCCCCCCCCGGGGGGAGCCCAAAAAAAAAAGGGGGGGGGGGGGAAAAGGGCCCCCCCCCCAAGGGAAGGGGCCCCAAAAAGGGGGGGGGGGGGGGAUGUAUCUGGGGAUUCAGGCUCGAAUAUCUAAUAAUAAUAAUAGUGGAGGUGAGGGGGCGUCUCUGGGCGACCUGUUCCGCGCCUGUGAGCAGGGCGGGGUCUGCCCCCUGGGCCGGCCCCCCCAGGGAAAGGGCCAGUCCCAGUGUAGGCAGUCCUUCCUCCGCCGGGCUCUUCCUCCAGGCUUUAGUGGAGGUGAGGGGGCGUCUCUGGGCGACCUGUUCCGCGCCUGUGAGCAGGGCGGGGUCUGCCCCCUGGGCCGGCCCCCCCAGGGAAAGGGCCAGUCCCAGUGUAGGCAGUCCUUCCUCCGCCGGGCCGCCGACCCGCAGCUCAACGAGCGCCUGCACCGCCUCCGCAUACUCACCUCCACCCUGAAGGACAGGGAGGGCGAGCUCGCUCUGAUCGAGCGGCUGCUGGCCAGCCCCCAGCUGUCGUCGGCAGAGUUCCAGGAGUGGAAGAGAGCCUAUCAGGAGCUUUUCUUGAAAGGUGGAGGUGAGGGGGCGUCUCUGGGCGACCUGUUCCGCGCCUGUGAGCAGGGCGGGGUCUGCCCCCUGGGCCGGCCCCCCCAGGGAAAGGGCCAGUCCCAGUGUAGGCAGUCCUUCCUCCGCCGGGCCGCCGACCCGCAGCUCAACGAGCGCCUGCACCGCCUCCGCAUUCUCACCUCCACCCUGAAGGCUCCGUCUCCAGACCCUCCGACCCGGCCUGAGGCCCCUACGCCCGAGGAGAAAAAAGCUCUUCCGGGCGCCGUGAAGCUGCCCGGGCCCGCCGUCAAUUUAUCCGAGCUGCAGAACGUGAAGAGCGAACUACGAUGGGUCACCAAGGAAUAA
Menidia menidia (Atlantic silverside) is the source of this 1560-nucleotide messenger RNA. The record is from the annotation of a GenBank genome assembly. Lineage: Eukaryota; Metazoa; Chordata; Actinopteri; Atheriniformes; Atherinopsidae.